UACCUGCUGCCUCCUCUGAAGCUGCCAGACCUGCUCCUGCUGCUGCUCAGGGAGAGUGUCUGAGGAGUACUUUGCUGACCACUGAGAACAUCAUGAGCUCAAGCUGUUGGAAUGAGAACAGCAGCAGUAGCUGUGGGACUCAGCAGCCCCCAGAGGUGCCGCAGUGCCAAACCCAGCAUUACCACUGCCACCAUCAGUCAAGCCAAACCCAGCACCUUCCAGAAAAAAAUGUAGUGUAUGAGAGAGUGAGAACCUACAGUGGGCCCAUGAACAAGGUGGUUCAGGCCUUGGACCCCAUCAACUCACAGGAAGUGCUCUCCCCUCUCAAAACUGCCUCCUCCUACCAAAAUUUGGUUUGGAGCAACCAUUCUCAGGAACUCCAUUCUCCAACAGUGAAAGUCACUGCAUAUCCACAGACUACUAUUAGGAGAUACAUAGUACAAAAUCCUGAACAGGAACCACUUUCUCCAUUCCUAAGAGGAGGCCAUUUCUUCCCAGGAAACAAUGUUAUUUAUGAAAAAACAAUAAGAAAAGUAGAGAAGCUAAAUAUGGAUCAGGAAUGCUAUCCACAGGUUCAAUGCCAUCAUCACAUUGUCCAACAGCCCCAGAUCAUCCACUCUCCACACUGCCAACAAUCCCCUUCUAGCCAACAAAUCCAAAUCAUCACGGGAACUGAUUCAAUUUCUACAAACACUGGAAAUGAGUUGUACCAUGGUGGAUUAAGCCAUAUACAUGACCAGGUGAUAACUGAAGAUGAUUGCCCUGAAAAAUUGGACCCCAAAUAUUUUGGAGAGUUACUUGCUGAUCUAAGCCGUAAAAAUACAGAUCUAUAUCACUGCUUAUUAGAACAUCUGCAGAGAAUUGGAGGAAGCAAAGAGGACUUUGAGUCUACAGAUGAGUCAGAAGACAUUGAAUCAUUGAUUCCCAGAGGAUUGUCAGCGUUUACAAAACAGCAAAUUCGCUAUAUUCUGCAGGUAAGAUGGGGUCAAGAGUGGAUGUGAAAUCAACAGUGACAAACCAC
This is a messenger RNA of Herpailurus yagouaroundi (jaguarundi), 1021 nucleotides long. It is a transcript of the gene POF1B, whose product is annotated as POF1B actin binding protein. Gene Ontology annotation, biological process: actin filament organization; bicellular tight junction assembly; epithelial cell morphogenesis. Lineage: Eukaryota; Metazoa; Chordata; Mammalia; Carnivora; Felidae. The record is from RefSeq and is a predicted model, not a curated record. Gene Ontology annotation, molecular function: actin filament binding. Bases 93 to 1001 code for a protein of 302 amino acids. Gene Ontology annotation, cellular component: actin filament; bicellular tight junction; adherens junction. The transcript is spliced from 8 exons.